AUGGAACGCCUGCUGCUCUACGCCCUGGCCCUCUGCCUGGGCCCCUCCCACGCCCAGCUGUGCCCCCCCCGCUGCACGUGCCAGAACCUGUCCCCCUCGCUGGCCGUCCUGUGCGCCCGCGCCGGGCUGCUCUUCGUGCCCGGGCUCCUCGACCGGCGCACGGCCGAGCUGCGGCUGACGGACAACUUCAUCGCAGCCGUGCGGCGCCGGGACUUCGCCAACAUGACGCGCCUGGUGCACCUGACCCUCUCCCGCAACGCCAUCCGCCAGCUGGUGCCCUUCGCCUUUGCUGACCUGCGCGGCCUGCGGGCCCUCCACCUGGACGGCAACCGCCUGCCGGCCAUCGGGGCCCAGCAGCUCCGGGGCCUGCCCAACCUGCGUCACCUCAUCCUGGGCAACAACCAGCUGCAGGCCGUGGCGCCCGGCGCCUUCGACGACUUCGCCGGCACCCUGGAGGACCUGGACCUGUCCUACAACAACCUGGCCCGGCUGCCCUGGGAGACCAUCCGUCGCCUUAGCAACGUCAACUCCCUCAGCCUGGACCACAACCUCAUCGCCCACGUGCCCCAAGGCGUCUUCGCCGACCUGCACAAGCUGGCCCGGCUGGACAUGACCUCCAACCGGCUGAAGAAGAUCCCCCCGGACCCGCUUUUCCUCCGCCUGCCCGUCUAUGCCAAGUCGAAGGGCUCGCCCCUCUCCUCCUUGGUGCUCAGCUUCGGGGGUAACCCCUUGCACUGCAACUGCGAGCUGCUGUGGCUCCGGCGCCUGGCGCGCGAGGACGACCUGGAGACCUGCGCCUCGCCGCCCGAGCUCCUGGGCAAGUACUUCUGGAGCGUCCCCGAGGAGGAGUUUGUCUGCCAGCUGCCCGUCAUCACCCACCACACGGGCCGGCUGGCGGUGACGGAGGGCCAGGCGGCCACCUUGCGCUGCCACGGGGCGGGCGACCCCGAGCCAGCGGUGCACUGGCUCUCUCCGGAGGGGAAGCUGGUGGCCAACGGCUCCCGGACGCUGGCCUACGAGAACGGCAGCCUGGAAAUCCUGGUGGCCGCCGUCCAGGACGCCGGCGCCUUCAACUGUGUGGCUUCCAACGCUGCUGGCGAGGCCACCGCCUCCGUGGAGCUGCAGGUCAACCCUUUGCCCCAGCUCGCCGACGGCACCCGCCCCCCAGCGCCCGGGCCCUCCGAUAUCCUCACCUCGGCCAAGGCGGGCGCCAACGGGAGCGCUGCCCCGCGAGACGGGGGGGUCCUGGCCUCCGAGCUCUCGGCGUCCUCCGCCCUCAUUCGCUGGGUCCCGCCGCGGCCCGGGCCUGGGGUCCGCAUGUACCAGAUACAGUACAACAGCUCCUCCGACGAGACCCUGGUGUACAGGAUGAUCCCCCCGCCCAGCAGGGCCUUCCUGGUGAAGGACCUGGCGGCGGGGCGGGCCUACGACCUGUGCGUGCUGGCCAUCUACGACGACGGGGCGACGGCGCUGACGGCCACCCGCCCCCUGGGCUGCGUCCGCUUCAGCACCCAGCCCGGCUCCCCGCAGUGCCGCUCCCUGCACGCCCACUUCCUGGGCGGCACCAUGAUCAUCAUCAUCGGCGGGAUCAUCGUCGCCUCCGUCCUGCUCUUCAUCAUCAUCCUCAUGAUCCGCUACAAGGCCCACGACGGGAACAAGAAGGCCCAGGUCAGCAACGUCUAUUCCCAGACCAACGGAGGGCAGCCCCCGGCCUCCUGGGCGCAGGACGGGGCCGACGACAGGGCCAGGGAACUCAACGGGGUGGCCCCGAGCAAGGACUGCGAGAAGGGGCUGGCCACCCGUGGCCAAGAGGCGGGCGCAGGGGAGACACCCUCUCCCAGGAGGAGGAAGUGGUCAAGGACUAGUCUAGAUCUCCAGAGCAAGUGCCCCGUGCCCAGCCGAGCCAAGGAACAAGGUAACGGGCAUGCCCGCCCGGAGGCGGCGGCACCCCCCACGGGUGAGAGGAGACGGGCCAGCGAAUGGACCGAUGUGAAGAUCUGA
This is a messenger RNA of Emys orbicularis (European pond turtle), 2001 nucleotides long. RefSeq names its product leucine-rich repeat and fibronectin type III domain-containing protein 1-like protein. The transcript has 3 exons. NCBI's taxonomy places the organism in Eukaryota, Metazoa, Chordata, Testudines, Emydidae. The coding region runs from base 1 to 2001 and encodes 666 amino acids. The record is from RefSeq and is a predicted model, not a curated record. Gene Ontology annotation, molecular function: protein binding.